Molecule: messenger RNA, 631 nt
Organism: Drosophila yakuba
Lineage: Eukaryota; Metazoa; Arthropoda; Insecta; Diptera; Drosophilidae
Exons: 1
Coding region: 116-568 (150 amino acids)
Source: RefSeq, a predicted model, not a curated record
CGGUGCAUUGGCCAAGUGUUUGGAUCACCCUCGAGGAGGCAACAACUCAACAUGAAAUUAUUCAUCGCGCUCUCUGUUCUCGUGGCUGUGGCAUCGGCCCUGCCUCAAUUUGGAAAUGGUAACGCCAACGCCAACGCAAAUGCCAAUGCGAAUGCCCAAGGCUUUGGAGGUGGUCCUGGAUUUGGCGGUGGCGGAUUCGGUGGUGGCCCAGGAUUCGGUGGCCAAGGAUUCGGUGGACGUCCAGGUGGAUUCGGUGGACGUCCUGGUGGUGGUCCUGGAUUUGGCGGUGGCGGAUUCGGUGGUGGCCCAGGAUUCGGUGGUCCAGGAUUCGGUGGUCCCGGAUUUGGUGGUCCCGGACUCGGCGGUGGACGUCCAGGUGGAAUCGGUGGAUUCGGUGGACGUCCAGCUGGCGGAUUUGGAGGCGGCGGCUCAUCUUCAGCCUCAGCCUCUUCCUCAGCUUCGGCGGGCGGUGGUGGCGGACGUGGUGGCGGUGGAUCCUCUUCUGCAUCGUCAUCCGCCUCUGCUUCUGGAGGCGGAGGAAGGUUCGGUGGUUAGAACUAAACUAUAGCCGCAAUUAAGCGUUAAGAAAUGACUGUGAAUAAGACAUUAAUAAAUUAAAAUUAAACAAGUA